Postia placenta MAD-698-R-SB12 is the source of this 285-nucleotide messenger RNA. RefSeq lists its product as hypothetical. Bases 1 to 285 code for a protein of 94 amino acids. NCBI's taxonomy places the organism in Eukaryota, Fungi, Basidiomycota, Agaricomycetes, Polyporales, Adustoporiaceae. The transcript is spliced from 2 exons. The record is from RefSeq and is a predicted model, not a curated record.
AUGCCUCAGCCAGCAUCAACGCAGCCAUCAGAAAAGGAGACUUCCCUGGCAGUUGCUUUGGCUGCAGGAAGCAAGGGUACUGAUGAUUCGAGUGCCCCAACUGCUACGGUUGCCUUGGGUUCCACCCAGGUCACGACAAGCGCCCCCGUCCCUUCACCCUCGGCAAGUAUAAGUGCCACUUCAGCGAAAUCCAAGCAAUCGGAGCUGGCGGACUUAAUGGCACAGGUGAAGUCGAUGCACGAGGAAUUGGAGCACUACCGAGCAAUGAAGGAGGAGGGUUUUUGA